Molecule: messenger RNA, 789 nt
Organism: Adelges cooleyi (spruce gall adelgid)
Lineage: Eukaryota; Metazoa; Arthropoda; Insecta; Hemiptera; Adelgidae
Exons: 5
Coding region: 136-621 (161 amino acids)
Source: RefSeq, a predicted model, not a curated record
UGACUUUGUCAAUAAAUUGAAGUAGAGCAACUACAUUUUGUCUUAUGAACACUAUAGUUACACACAGUACGAUAUUACAGUCGAACUAAGCAGUACAUUAUAACAGUUGAAUAUUUUACCUGUACGAUACGAAAAAUGAUGAAUAUCAAGAUUAUUCUUUUACUUAGUCUAGCAGCGUAUGCUUUGUGUGGCGAUAAUCAAUUACCGGAAAAUGCUUCAGGUUCAGGUUCAGGUUCACCGCGACAGAAUACUUUCCAGGAAAUAUUUCAGAAUGCUGACGCUAAGGCUAUGAAAGAUGCGUUCGAUGAAGCUUUAUCAUUUCUCAAAAUUAACAAAAUUGAAAACAAUCCUAGUGAAAUUUCGUUGAAUAAUUUCUUAGUGUUUGCAAUUCAGGCCGAUAAAGAUGUUUACAAAAUCAUGAAAGGAUUAUGGGAAAAAAACCAAAAACCAGAAGAAUAUUAUAAUAGUUUAAAUUUUGAAAAAUUUGAAGAAGUUGUUAAACACAUUUGCGAAGUAAAAAAAAUAACCGUAGAAGAAUUCGCUGGAGAUAGAAAAAAGGAAGGGGAUGGAAGGAGAAACAUUUUAUCUAUGCGUUUGAACCAAUGGAGCGAUGGCGAUUGAUGACUUCUUAUCUUGCUAGUAUAAUAAUAAUAAGUUUAAAUUUUGGUUAAGCAUAUCAACGUUAAUACGCCUUAUACGGAGCCAGUUACGACAUAGAAGACUUUUUAUCUGAUUUGUAUAAUGUUUGAUUAUUAUACCUAAUAUGUUUAAAUUUUUCUAAAAACGUUU